AACUCCCACGUCACAAACUUGAAUCAAGACGUUGUGUCGUCAUCUGCCUUGUUGUUUCAACAUCAGCCCCUGCCGCCGCCGUUUACUUUCCUCCCCUUGGCUCCAGAGCUCCCGCUGCCCUUUCGAUAUCAUCAUGACGGCUCGCGUUGCUGGUGUUCGGGAUCUACUCCCGGGAACGCCGACCUCCACCUCGGACCUCAUGUACAAGCAAGUCUCAAUGCUCAACACCGCCAAAUCUGACAAGCCACAGACAGCCUCGGCCUCGCGGAGCAGUAGCAUGAACGUUGAUGCCAUUAGCGAUCAGACCAACGAACAUGCCAUGAGCCGUCAGCUGCACAGCCAAGAGGCCGACGCCGCCAGUGCCCUCACCACGCUCAGCCAACACAUUGUCGCCGCCUCCGCUGCCGCCUCCCCGGCCCACGUCAACGGCAACAACUCCAGCAGCAAUCACUCCAACAGCAAUACCCCCACCGGCAGCCAUCCAGCCGGCGGCAAGAUGACAAGCAAGACCACACCUGCCAACACACCCCGCGGGGAGGAUUCAAAUAACUACCGGAUCAAGCGCAUCCGAAACAACGAGGCCGUCCGGCGCUGCCGCAUCAAGAAGAAACAGGAAAUGGAAGAAAAGGCCAUGCGCCUCGAGCUGCUUGAGCACAAGGUCUCCGACCUCGAAAACUGCAACCGAAAGCUCUCCGAGCUUAUCGUUGAGCAGCAAAAGGAGAUUCAGCGCCUUCGCUCAGAACGCGACACCCUCCCCUUUGUCUCCCCGGGUCAUGUCCUCGGUGGCCCUACCGACAUCUAA
Messenger RNA from Monosiga brevicollis MX1, 802 nucleotides. RefSeq lists its product as uncharacterized. Gene Ontology annotation, molecular function: RNA polymerase II cis-regulatory region sequence-specific DNA binding; DNA-binding transcription factor activity, RNA polymerase II-specific. The record is from RefSeq and is a predicted model, not a curated record. Gene Ontology annotation, biological process: DNA-templated transcription; regulation of transcription by RNA polymerase II. The coding region runs from base 134 to 802 and encodes 222 amino acids. The transcript has 2 exons. Lineage: Eukaryota; Choanoflagellata; Craspedida; Salpingoecidae.